AUGGGAGUUGGGCCGAGAUUGGCCCAACUCCCAUCAGGGACUCGAGCCUUCUGGUCUCUCGCCAAAGCUGUCCAAGGGAAUUUUUGUCAGCCCGCCAUUCCGCCACUGCACAGGGAGGAUGACUCUCUGGCCCACACUGCGAAGGAGAAGGCUGACCUUUUGGGCUGUCUCUUCGCGUCUAACUUGACUUUGGAUGACCGAGGGAGAUCACCACCGACCAUUUCGCGGUGUGAUUCUUCGAUGCCGGAAAUCACAUUCCGGCAACGUGCUGUCCGCAAAGCACUAUCUUCCUUGGACAUUCAUAAGUCGAGCGGGCCGGAUGGUAUCCCCCCAAUUGUGCUGCGUACUUGUGCUCCUGAGUUGGCUCCGGUCUUAACGCGCCUUUUCCGGUACCUGUACUCGCUCGGCACUGUCCCGAAGUGCUGGAAGACCGCUUUGAUACAUCCGAUCCCUAAAAAAGGCGAUCGCUCUGAUCCGUCCAACUAUCGCCCAAUAGCUAUAACCUCCUUGUUCUCCAAAAUAAUGGAAUCCAUUGUUAAUUGCCAGCUCUUGAGGUAUCUAGAGGGCCACCAGCUGAUUAGCGAUUAUCAGUACGGCUUUCGUCGUGGUCGUUCGGCUGGUGACCUUCUUGUAUACCUUACACAUAGAUGGGCAGAGGCAAUUGAGUCCAAGGGGGAGGCGCUAGCGGUUUGUUUGGACAGCGAAAGCCUUCGAUCGGGUGUGGCACAGAGCACUGCUCUCGAAGCUUCCAGCCUAUGGGCUUCCCGAGAAAUUACGCGAUUGGAUCUCCAGCUUUCUGGCCGAUCGGAGCAUCAAGGUCGUCAUCGACGGAGCAUGUUCCGACCUAAAACCCGUAAACGCUGGGGUCCCACAAGGCUGUGUUCUAUCCCCGACCCUAUUUCUUCUGCAUAUCAAUGA
This is a messenger RNA of Pieris macdunnoughi, 918 nucleotides long. The record is from the annotation of a GenBank genome assembly. Lineage: Eukaryota; Metazoa; Arthropoda; Insecta; Lepidoptera; Pieridae.